AUGGACGGACUUAACGCAUCGGAACAGCGCGAGUUCUCCGCUCGCAUGGAGCGCAAGCAGCUCAAGGAGUUUAUGACCAUGUACUCCAAGAUGGUCCAGCGCUGCUUCGACGACUGUGUCAACGACUUCACCACCAAGUCCCUCAUCAACCGCGAGGAGACCUGCAUCAUGCGUUGCGUCGACAAGAACCUCAAGAGCUCUGCCCGUCUCAACGAGCGAUUCCAGGAGCAGAACGCUGCCAUGAUGCAGUCCGGAUCUAUGCAGCGUUAA
Messenger RNA from Penicillium brevicompactum, 270 nucleotides. It is a transcript of the gene tim9, whose product is annotated as protein transporter TIM9. NCBI's taxonomy places the organism in Eukaryota, Fungi, Ascomycota, Eurotiomycetes, Eurotiales, Aspergillaceae. The transcript has 3 exons. The record is from RefSeq and is a predicted model, not a curated record. Bases 1 to 270 code for a protein of 89 amino acids.